AUCCAAGAUUCUUAACCACCACGCAACAUCUCCUUGGCCUGUCUAUACCGACAUUUGCAUUCCCUGUAUAAACGCGGAGUUAUCCCGAUGGCAGGCAAUAGCAAAGCACAAGAAGCACUGCAAGACGCAGAAGCGUCUGCAGCUCCACCUCCACCUUACAAGGAAAGAGCUAGUAUUGUGACAGAGACAGACGACUUCCAGAUUAUUGAUGAGCAAGACUGUUACCCUGAAGACGAGAAGCGACCGAUUGAAGGGUCAAAUACGACACCACAUCCUGAGGAGAAGAUACCGGUGGAUAUGCCGAUGAGAACACCUUCGAUGCUAAAGGAGAAAGGCCCUGUGUACCCACCAAGACCGAGCAAAGAAGUAGCCUCAGCGGAAGAUCAGCAGGUGGAAUUGCAACUCGAAGACAGUAAACCUCUGCCAUACCCACCACGACCCAGCAAAGGAGACGUCGCGAAGGAAGAGAUCGCGAAGGCCGAGCAGCAGCAAGUGGCUGCAACACCCGAGGACAGCAAACCUUUGCUAUCAGCAGAGGACGAAAAAGCAGCUUUGAAAGUCCACUUUGCCAGCGAAGAAGAAGAAACUCCUCCACCGAUGCCUCGGCGACCGUCAGCGUCUCGCUUCUCGGAAGACUUCAGUCGAAGUGAGAAGAGUGCAAACAUGCCACCACCUGUUCAACAUACAGUGCCUCAACAGUCGAACGAACUUCCUCUGGAGUACACGUUCACAUGGCACAGACCUAUCCUCGACUUUCCAUCAUUACACGUAACACCUACACCCAACGUACCUAUCCACUCAAAUUCUCCCUCCAUGCCAUCCACCACAAGUUGGAAGCUCAUCUACACUUCCAAAUAUCAGGCAGGUCUGCAUCGCUAUGGGUUGACCCAGACGACAUCUUCACCAGAAGAAGGCUCUGUCCCGCAGAUGACAGAAUACCCAUUCCGACAAGUUGCGUCGUACAAAUUUCCAGACUUCAUCAUUCCUGGCACCAACAGCGGCGUCAAAGUGCUCUUUGAGCCUCAUGAGGAAGAGCUUGCGAGAUUGGGCAACUUGGCUCACGGUCUGUCACCCGUCGCGGAGCAUGAAGAGAAAGAGUCCAAGAAAGAGAAAAAGAAGGACAAGAAGAACAAGCGCUCAAGUUCAUCCGGAUCCUCCCAAGUCCAGAAAUUCAUGCAAUGCACCGGAUGGCUGAGCACAAAAUACACCAUGGAGAUUCCAGUCCUGGGCCACAUGCAAGCGACAUUCAAGACCAUUCCCAAGCCUCGUACCAGCUCCACGGCCGUUGCUCCUGGCCCCAUCAACAAUUACGCUCCACCUCCCGCACCCCAGCACCCAUAUGGUAACACAAACACCGUCGAGAAUCCCCUUCAUAGAACACCUUCGCCAUAUCCAACAAAUAAUGCCGCCAGUUCUGACGCCAACAAUAUCCGGCUCGUCACCAUCGGCGACCUGAUCGACCAAGCUCGCGCCAAAAUUGCGGACGAGACAUUCACGCCUUACCCACAACACCAUCUCAUCGUCGAAUUCGAUGGCCGAGAAGUCGCAACCUACCAGCGCGCGGCGCCUUGGGCCAAAACAUCAGGGAAAUUGAUAAUCAACAAACCUGAAAUCGGCCAAGUCUACCUCACGCCUGAGUUCAUCGAGGGCAUAAUCAUCGCGACAGUGGCGAUGGCGGGGAUGCAAGAAAGAAUCGGAUUGGCAAGUGGAUUGAUGGAGGCGAUGGCGGCUGCAGGAGAAGGAGUGAGAGAUGGAGUGGUGGGCUCAUCAGGUUCGCCGAAUGGCGCAGGUGCCAAUGGAGGAAUGAUGGGUAGAGGUAGAGAAGAAUGGAGAAAACUAGUCGAGGAGUGGAAGAGGAGGAAUCAGAAUCGUGCUGGAGGAGGUAUGGAUUGGAGAGUGUGGAAUUAUUACGGGAAUGGAAAUGGACAGCAGCAACAGCAGCAGCAGGAGAGACCGAGAGGAGGCGUUUACUUGCCUCAACAUGAAGGACAUGUCGUCGGAAGUGAGAUUUUCGACGACGGCUUAGGCGGAGUUCUGACGCCAGCGGAGCGAGAUGCUGCAAGGAGAGAACAGAUGGCUUGGGAUGCUGAGCGAGCGAGGGCGAACAGACAAGUCCAUUUUGCUUCUCCGCCGGAGACUUCGCCACAAGCUACAACGCCAAACCCAGGGCAGCAGAAUGCAUGGAGCGAAGGAGCACAGAAAUGGGAAGAGAAGCCUAAGGUAGUUUAUGCUUAGCUGCGGAGCGAUGGACCGAAUGAUAGACAUGUUACAUUACAAUUACAUUUCACGUUCAAAUAUUCUUACAAGCUAGCUACUUCGUACAUUGUCCCCUUCCGUUCUGCUUCUGUCAUUGCGCUCAACGAAAGAAACCCUCCGGAGGAGAGUUACCCUUCUUCGGGUCCCAUGUCCAAGUUUUGCCUGCAUAUGCGGAAUUGGCAUCGGUCGUUUUUGCGAAACGAAUUGGAGCGCCCGGGUUGGAAGAUGCCUUUGCGGCGGCGUUCAUGCGCUUCCACGUGGCUUCCUUGUUGAGAGUGGAGC
Messenger RNA from Cercospora beticola, 2538 nucleotides. RefSeq lists its product as uncharacterized. The record is from RefSeq and is a predicted model, not a curated record. NCBI's taxonomy places the organism in Eukaryota, Fungi, Ascomycota, Dothideomycetes, Mycosphaerellales, Mycosphaerellaceae.